GUUCUGUGAACUUCAUACAAACCACCCCCCCACUCACCCCCAAUGCCGCACCGACUACCUGAACCGCCGCCGAGGAACAGCACUUGCCACCCAUUAUUCUCAGCCUCGAGCUCAAUGGCAGCCAAUACACAGGGCCAUCCUUGAAGGCAGAAACUGACAGCUGUCCUUUUGGUGUUUUCAGCACUUGCUCUCCAAGCGGUGUCGUUCCCGGUAUCGUACAGCAACUCGGGCGAACCCAACCUCGACUACUACCUUACGUCAAACGCAUCAGCUUCGACUGCCAACUGAUCAACCACACGCUUUAAUUCGUUCUCACCGGCAUAAAAUCGCACUCGAAAGGGAUAUAUUUUGAGGGAGAACAAAGAGGGGAAAACGCAUACAAUCACCUCACGAUUGCGCGACCCGGAGCGAGCUAAACACCUAAACAUGCGCCUCCUCGACCCAUCGCUCUCCCCCAUCCUCCUUGCGCUGCUCGCCCUCUCGUCUCCCACCCUCGCCGCCCGUCCGAAAGAUGCCAUCCUCCUCUCCGAGGUGAAAUCACUCACCCUGCGCUCCCCGGGCCAGACAACCUCGCGCCGCGUCCCGGCCAUCCCCCAGCUGCGAUGCCUCUCCCUGCGGGCCCUAUGCCGCCUGGCCGAGCCGAUCCAGACGAUGCGCUGCACCAACCAAGGGUCGUCGUACACGUCGCAGGACAUCGAGUGGGCGUGCGCGGCGACCGUGCCGUCGACCGUGCGCCUCGACCGCACCGAGGUCAUCUGCGAAGGGUACGACCACGCCGACGACGCCUAUGUGCUCAAGGGCAGCUGCGGGGUCGAGUAUACCGUGCGGCUGACCGAGGAAGGGGAGCGGAAAUACCCCGAGCUGCUGCGUGGAGGAGGAGGAGGAGGAGGAGACAAUGAUGAUAAUGCCCAGGUCGGGUGGGCAGAGAUGCUGUUUGGGCUGGUGUUUGUUGGCGUGCUGGGGUGGAUUGUGUACAGUGCUUGCGUGAGGGCAAGGGAGAAUUCUCGGGUUGGCGGGGGGCAGAACAGGAGGAGACGAGGAGGAGGAGGAGGUGGUGGUGGUGGCGGUGGAUGGGGCCCUGGUUGGGGACCUGGCGGCGGCGGCGGCGGCGGCGGCGGUGGUGGUGGUGGUGGUGGAUGGGAUGAUCCACCGCCGCCGUAUCCGGGAUCGGGGCCUAAGCCAUCGUCGUCGACGGCGACUGAGCAAGGGUGGAGGCCUGGGUUCUGGUCUGGGCUGGCGGGCGGUGCCGCAGCGGGCUACAUGGCAGGAAACCGCGGGCAAAGGAACAAUGAUCGCAACUACGGUACGGGUGGCGGUGCUGGAAGCUGGGGCUCUGGCUCUGGCUGGGGCAGUGGGAGGUCAUCCAGUUCGAGCAGCUCAGGUUCAGCACCACGGCACGAAAGCACAGGAUACGGGUCCACCAGUCGUCGCUGA
Molecule: messenger RNA, 1434 nt
Organism: Chaetomium strumarium
Lineage: Eukaryota; Fungi; Ascomycota; Sordariomycetes; Sordariales; Chaetomiaceae
Exons: 2
Coding region: 427-1434 (335 amino acids)
Biological process (GO): regulation of store-operated calcium entry
Cellular component (GO): endoplasmic reticulum membrane
Source: RefSeq, a predicted model, not a curated record